CACUGGGCAGAGCAGUUGCAUAAAACGUCGACAAGGAAGGAAAUAGAAUAUGGCGAAGUUUGGAUGUAGAAGUGUUAACCCAACACCUUAUUAUCUGGUGUCGCAUUGUAUUGGUAGUUUUGGAAAGUUUGACUCUUUAAAGUUACAUAUUUGGUAGUUAUUAUAAUCUGAAGUAAUUAAAUCUAAUUUAUUUCUUUUCUUGCGGCUUUGGAAGUUUGAUUUUGUUUUUCUGCGUAAGAUAGUAUUGCUAUCUAGUGUUAAAUUAUCACAUCUGCCAGCGACCACAUUUUUGUUCACGUGAACUCGUGAACAUGGAUGAAGAAUGGGAUGCUGAUACCUUCGAACCGCAAGAAAUUAAAACGGCGCUGUCUGUGGGUGCCAAUAAGUGGGAAGGAGAGGACGAAGAUGAAGACGUAAAAGACAAUUGGGAAGAUGAAGAGGAGGAAGAGAAGAAGGAUGUAGAGAAACAAGAAACCGCAAAACUUGUCCAAGCAAGAAAAACCAAGAAAAGUCUAGCAGAAAAAAUAGAAGAGAAAGAACAAAGACUCCGUGAAGAAGCAGAGAUGAAAGCAAAAGAUAGAGAAAGGCAGGAACUGACGGCAGAGGAAAUACUUGCAGAAAAGCUGCAACAGCAGAAGUUGCAGGAAGAAUCUGAUUUGCGGGUAGCUAUGGAGACUUUCGGUGUUGCCGAGACCAGCACUGCUGUCGGAAUAGAUGUAAUAAAUCCAAACAGUAGCGAAGAAUUAGAUGAACUCCAAACAGCAAUAUCGAAAAAAAUCCAGUUGUACAACAAAUCUCCACAUUUCCCAGCAUUUGCAGAGGACCUGAUUCGGAAUAUAUGUGUAAAUUGUAAGUACAGCAAUACAGAAAUAAUCUGAAGAAAAGUUAAUGUA
Cryptotermes secundus is the source of this 893-nucleotide messenger RNA. It is a transcript of the gene eIF3j, whose product is annotated as eukaryotic translation initiation factor 3 subunit J. Gene Ontology annotation, molecular function: translation initiation factor activity. Lineage: Eukaryota; Metazoa; Arthropoda; Insecta; Blattodea; Kalotermitidae. Bases 312 to 878 code for a protein of 188 amino acids. Gene Ontology annotation, cellular component: eukaryotic translation initiation factor 3 complex; cytoplasm. The transcript has 5 exons. The record is from RefSeq and is a predicted model, not a curated record.